Cladocopium goreaui is the source of this 1260-nucleotide messenger RNA. NCBI's taxonomy places the organism in Eukaryota, Dinophyceae, Suessiales, Symbiodiniaceae. The record is from the annotation of a GenBank genome assembly.
UUCCCAGCUGCAAAUCUCUCCGCGAUGGGCACUCCCAGCCAUGGCUACGAUCCUCGGGAAUCGGUCUAUGCGGCGAAGUUGCAGGACUUACACAAGCCUGCGGCCAUUCCCGUGAUCUCCCGCUCCAACAUCGAUUCGGAGUGCAUUUGGGAACGCCGUGAUCGGCUCAACGCAGAGGCGGCCAAACGGGAGGAGCAGCGCUUGCUGCGCCAAUCGCAGCAGGUCCAGGACGUCUUCGCGGAUCGCCUGCACCAGCGGCCCUUGGCCCAUGCACGGCGCAAGGAGCCCAGCGCUUCUCGGCCUAGCUGGGCCAGACCCAAGCCUUCCAUCCGGAUGCCGCGGUCAAUGGCAGUGAAACCCAUGCAGGGCUAUUGCUUGCCACAGUGGAGCUCCCCUAGCUACGAGUACAGCAGCAGCCUAGCAGCAGGCACCGUUGACCGAACGUCGCCGGAGUCUGAGGAGUCGCGAGGCAGAUCUGCAGCAGCUGCAGCUCGCGGGUCUUGCGACUUGCAAGGAAAUGCUGACCCGAGCACAGGGCCAGAGGACAUCGCCUCACUCGAUGCGAAGAGCAAGCUGAAAAACAUAGACACUUCACGUGCUGAAGUGCGACAGCUGAUGAAUGGUGAGGUGGAACUGGAAGACCUGUCGCCACGGCUCCGGUCGGACCGCGAAGUGGUCGCAGCUGCUUUGCAUGCUGAUGGUCAUGCCCUGCAGCAUGCAAGUGAAGAUCUCCGAGCUGACCGGGACUUGGUGCUCACCGCGGUGCGUGAGAACGGCCUCUCCUUGAGCCACGCUGCCAAGGAGUUGUGUGGCGACGAAGACGUUGUGCUGGCCGCGGUGAAACAGAACGGCAUGGCUCUUCAGCACAGUUCCCCGGCGCUCCGCAGCCGCCCCGUGCUCCUAGCGGCGCUGGCCAACACGCCACAGGCGGCGCGCUUCGUGCCCCGGGAGCUGCUGGAUGACCGUGACUUCGUGAUCUCAGCUACCAGCUUUAGCCGGCGGAUCUUCGAAAAGGCAUCGUUUAGGUUGAAGCGAGAUUUGGAUGUGGUCCUGGAGGUCGUUGACCACGACCCGGACUGCUUCAUGUUCGCCGCCUGGGAGCUCCGCUGUGACCGCAGAAGCGUCUUGGAGGUGGUGAGCUGCGCGGGCUGCGCCAUUGCGCACGCCUCACCGGAGCUGAAACAGGACCCGGAAAUCUUGGCGGUGGCCAUCGCCAACGACCCCAUGGCUCGAGCAGCUGCCAAAAGCUGAACGAAAAGC